AAAGUCCUAGGCCUCCGCUGGGCGCCGUCAGAGAGCCGAGUGCGUCGCUGUGCGAGGACUUCCCCGACGGAGGGUCGCUGGGGCCGGCCGUACGAUCAGCAGUACACCGCGGGGUUUCCGGCUCGUCAGCGGGAUAACGCUAGUGGACGGGACAGCGCUCUCGCCGGUGUCGAGAAGACGACCGGGCCGCGACGGACCGAAGACACGUAAAGCUGAGGCGAAUACUGCUGAAGAGCCCCCGAGUCCAGCGGAAGGAGCGGCUUCUUAACGACUUUUUACCGGCGACAGACGAGAAAAAUUAAACCGAAUCCGAGACUAGAGAGAGGGUCUCCGGCGGAGGGGUCAGACACGGGGCCGCGGAGGAGAACCGGCCAGCCGGACCCCCGGGUCAAGAAAGGGGCCCGUUUGGCGGCGACGGAACCGGCCAGUGGAAAAAACCGUCCUCGCCUGGGUAAAUAAAGGGCUUUGGACUGGGUGAACCGGACGGAGCCAACCCCUGAGAGCUCAGCUGCUGGGAUUUGACGUUUGAGAGCCGGGGAGGAACCGGAUAGAGACCUCAUGAAUGGAAAUCGGAACUACAGGAGCCGUUGGGGCCCAGCCCCUGUUCUCCGUGCCACGACGCCCUGGCUAUGGCACGAUGGGGAAGCCUAUCAAGUUGCUGGCCAACUGCUUCCAGGUGGAGAUCCCCAAGAUGGACGUCUACCUCUAUGAGGUGGACAUCAAGCCUGAGAAGUGUCCACGCCGAGUCAACAGGGAAGUGGUGGAUUCCAUGGUGCAGCACUUUAAGGUGACCAUUUUUGGGGACCGCAGGCCAGUCUACGAUGGCAAAAAGAGCCUCUACACAGCCAACCCACUGCCAGUGGCUCCCACGGGGGUCGACCUGGAUGUCACUCUGCCGGGAGAGGGAGGGAAGGACCGGCCCUUCAAGGUCAGCAUCAAGUUUGUGUCGCUGGUCAGCUGGCACCUGCUUCAUGAGGUCCUGACGGGUCGUGGGAUGCCAGAACCCCUGGAGCUGGACAAGCCCAUCAGCACCAACCCGGUGCAUGCUGUGGACGUGGUCCUGCGCCACCUGCCUUCCAUGAAGUACACCCCAGUGGGCCGGUCAUUUUUCUCUGCACCAGAGGGUUACGACCAUCCCCUGGGAGGAGGGAGGGAAGUGUGGUUCGGGUUCCACCAGUCCGUGCGGCCCGCCAUGUGGAAGAUGAUGCUCAACAUUGACGUUUCCGCCACGGCCUUCUACAAAGCACAGCCUGUGAUCCAGUUCAUGUGUGAGGUCCUGGACAUCCACAACAUCGAUGAGCAGCCACGCCCCCUCACAGACUCCCAUCGGGUCAAGUUCACCAAAGAGAUUAAAGGCCUCAAGGUGGAGGUGACGCACUGUGGAACCAUGCGGAGGAAGUACCGCGUAUGUAACGUGACGCGGCGGCCAGCCAGCCACCAGACGUUCCCAUUGCAGCUGGAGAACGGGCAGACGGUGGAGCGCACUGUGGCCCAGUAUUUCCGAGAGAAAUACAGCUUACAGCUCAAGUACCCCCACCUGCCCUGCUUGCAGGUGGGCCAAGAGCAGAAGCACACCUACCUGCCCCUGGAGGUGUGUAACAUUGUGGCGGGGCAGCGCUGCAUCAAGAAACUGACAGAUAAUCAGACCUCCACCAUGAUCAAAGCCACAGCGCGCUCUGCACCUGACAGACAGGAGGAGAUAAGCAGGCUGGUGAGUGCGGAGGUGAAGCGGGUAGGAGACACCCUACUGGGAAUGGCCACCCAGUGCGUCCAGGUGAAGAACGUGGUGAAGACGUCCCCCCAGACCCUGUCCAACCUCUGCCUCAAGAUCAACGUCAAGCUGGGCGGCAUCAACAACAUCCUGGUGCCACAUCAGCGACCCUCAGUGUUUCAACAGCCAGUCAUUUUCCUGGGGGCUGAUGUGACACACCCCCCUGCAGGGGAUGGGAAGAAGCCGUCCAUUGCAGCUGUGGUGGGCAGUAUGGACGCCCACCCCAGCCGCUACUGCGCCACAGUGCGGGUCCAGCGGCCCCGGCAGGAGGUGAUCCAGGACCUGGCUUCCAUGGUGCGCGAGCUGCUGAUCCAGUUUUACAAGUCGACCCGCUACAAGCCCACGCGCAUCAUCUUCUACAGGGACGGCGUGUCAGAGGGCCAGUUCCGACAGGUGCUCUAUUACGAGCUGCUGGCCAUCCGCGAGGCCUGCAUAAGUUUGGAGAAGGAAUAUCAGCCAGGCAUCACCUACAUCGUGGUGCAGAAACGCCACCACACGCGGCUCUUCUGCGCCGACCGCAACGAGAGGGUUGGACGUAGCGGAAACAUUCCUGCCGGCACAACCGUGGACACGGAUAUCACCCAUCCCUACGAGUUUGACUUUUACCUCUGCAGCCAUGCUGGAAUACAGGGCACCAGCCGCCCCUCACAUUACCACGUCCUGUGGGAUGACAACUGCUUCACGGCCGACGAGUUCCAGCUGCUCACCUACCAGCUGUGCCACACCUACGUGCGCUGCACGCGCUCCGUCUCCAUCCCCGCGCCCGCCUACUACGCCCACUUGGUGGCGUUUCGAGCCCGAUACCACCUGGUGGACAAGGAGCAUGACAGUGCUGAAGGCAGCCACGUCUCCGGGCAGAGCAACGGCCGGGACCCCCAGGCGCUGGCCAAAGCCGUCCAGAUCCACCACGACACCCUGCGGACCAUGUACUUCGCCUGAGAGGCCCCUCUUCAGCCCCCCCCCCCCCCGCCCCCCAUUACAC
This is a messenger RNA of Paramormyrops kingsleyae, 2753 nucleotides long. The record is from RefSeq and is a predicted model, not a curated record. NCBI's taxonomy places the organism in Eukaryota, Metazoa, Chordata, Actinopteri, Osteoglossiformes, Mormyridae.